Hibiscus syriacus is the source of this 449-nucleotide messenger RNA. RefSeq lists its product as uncharacterized. The record is from RefSeq and is a predicted model, not a curated record. Lineage: Eukaryota; Viridiplantae; Streptophyta; Magnoliopsida; Malvales; Malvaceae. The transcript has a single exon. Bases 16 to 372 code for a protein of 118 amino acids.
AUAUACAUUUACACCAUGGAGUUGCUUGGCCGCUUAAGGAGGGUCGUGAAGAAGAUAAAGCUGUUGCUGAGUUUCGAUACGAACCGAUGGCGAGUCGCUUCGAUGAUCGGCGGUGUUUCCCGGAAGCUGAGCUUUACGGAUAGGCCGGGGUUAAGCGCGUGCGUUGACGCCGACGAUGACAGCGAUUGGGAUGAUUCGUGUCGUUGCUCGAAUAGGUUGGCUCGGACGACGAGUUAUCAAUCGGAGGAUGAUGUGGAUAAGAGGGCGGAGAUGUUCAUUGCUAAUUUUCAUAGACAACUUCGGAUGGAGAGACAGGUUUCUUUGCAGCUGAAAUACCUUGGUGGGAACAGUUUUGGCUACUAUUCUCCCUGAUUCAUUCCUUCUUUCUUUCUUUAAUGGAAGCCUGUUCGUUUUUAUUAGAGGUUGUCCAUUUGAUUUAUUGUGAUUAU